GUUUGACUCAACACUCAAUUAAUUGCCACUUAAUUGUCGACUCAAUUAUCACAUCAUAGUUACCACUGAUUUCACGACACCCAUCGUAUAGGUCUUCAACCAUAUCUGAGUGGAUCAGCUGUCGAUUGGAGUGAGUAUUAAGUUGUCGACGACUAUCACUGGCGGACGUGAUGUUGAAGCCGAAGACACUGACAAACAUCUUAAGUCAGGCCAACACGAGUGGAGUCCAAUGCACUCUUCUGCUGAACAGAGAGGGCACACUUCUGGCGUAUUCAGGCUAUGGUGACAAAGACGCCCGCAUGACAGCCGCCAUCACUUCCAGCAUUUGGUUGUCGUAUGAAAAGUACGGCAAAACAGCGCUCAAUGAGGACAGACUCACAUCCGUUAUGUUCGAGUGUCAGGAGGGCAAUGUGGUGGCGGCCAAUGUGGCCAACGUCUUGCUCUGUCUGUUGGCCCGAAAGUCGGUGCCGUUGGGUAUGCUUCAGAUGAAGAUCAAGUCGCUGACCGAUCACUUGGAGGAACCACUCAAUCAGGUGUCCGCCUCUUAAAGCGCCGACACUUUUAUUGUUUUUUGUAAUUUAAUUAUAUAUUGAAUACAAGUUUUAUUUAUAACUAUUUUUUGUCACAAAAAUCACUUUUUAUUAUAUAUACGAGCGUUUCGUUUGUUGAAUAAAUUGUCUUUUAAUUGAAUUUCUAUAAAAAUCAUUGCUUUUUGAGUCCAUACUAUAGGAAUGUAAUUGAAAUUGAAAUUAAAAGCCAAUGUUUUAAAUGAA
Oppiella nova is the source of this 773-nucleotide messenger RNA. The record is from the annotation of a GenBank genome assembly. NCBI's taxonomy places the organism in Eukaryota, Metazoa, Arthropoda, Arachnida, Sarcoptiformes, Oppiidae.